Gopherus evgoodei (Goodes thornscrub tortoise) is the source of this 8106-nucleotide messenger RNA. It is a transcript of the gene RFX1, whose product is annotated as regulatory factor X1. Gene Ontology annotation, molecular function: DNA-binding transcription factor activity, RNA polymerase II-specific; RNA polymerase II cis-regulatory region sequence-specific DNA binding. Gene Ontology annotation, cellular component: nucleus. Gene Ontology annotation, biological process: regulation of transcription by RNA polymerase II. NCBI's taxonomy places the organism in Eukaryota, Metazoa, Chordata, Testudines, Testudinidae. The coding region runs from base 179 to 3076 and encodes 965 amino acids. The record is from RefSeq and is a predicted model, not a curated record. The transcript has 22 exons.
CCUCCAAAAAUCCGGCACCGCCGCGGCCGAUGACCGGCGGCUCCACCCGACCCCGGCGCGUCGGAUCCUGAAGUGAAGCCGCCUCCGCGGGGCUCCGCCAGCGGGCCGCGGGGCGGGACAGUUCAGGAAGCAAAAAAAAAAAAAAGCCUUAUUUAUUAUCAUUUUCCCCACUGUUGGCAUGGCAACACAGGCGUACGUUACGGAAUUACAGGCAGCUCAGCAACAGUCACAACAGCAACAGGCGCAGCAACAGCCGACGGCGACGGCAACAACGGCGGCACCAGCACCAGCCCAGCAACAAUAUGUAGCGGAAUUGCAAAGCACGCAGCAACAACCAGCCACUCAGAAACAGUAUGUCUCGGAAAUCCAGGCCCCACAGCCGCAGGCUCAGGCCACGGGCCAACCAACUCCAACACCAGCCCCACAGCAGUAUAUCAUAGUCACGGUGUCCGAAGGUGCCAUGAGGCCCAGUGACUCCGUCUCUGAGUCCAGCCCGGGCUCGACGGCCACACAGUCUGGGGUGCCAACACAGGUGGUGCAGCAAGUCCAGGCCACGCAGCAGAGGCUGUUGGUUCAAGCCAGCGUGCAGGCUAAGCCACCUUCGGUAUCCCCCCUCCAGCUAACAGGUGUGCAAAUGCCGCAGCAGCGGCUGGUGGUGCAGAGUACUUCCCAGGCUAGCAAAGGGAGCCAAGUCUCGGUGACUGUGCACAGUGUUCAGCAGCAGGUCCAUUCUCCACCUGAGCACUCCCCUGUCCAGAGCAACAGCUCCACCGCCAAAUCAGGACAAGUGCAGCAGCUUCAGGUGCAUGGAGUCCAGCAAGUGCCCGUCUCGCAAGAGCGCUCGGUCGUGCAAACCACCCCCCAGACCCCGAAAUCGGGCACAGUACAACAGCUGACGGUGCAAGGACUCCAGCAGGUUCACGUCACUCAAGAGCAAAAGGUGGUGAUUGAGCAGCUGCCGUUCCUCUCCUCUCAUCACGCCAGUCCCGACCAGAGAGUCAAGAUUCAGAGAGUCCCUCAGGUGCUAGUGUUUGGGACAGCAGCUACAGCUCUUAAACUGCAGCAGGUGCCUGUCCAGCACGUCUAUCCCAACCAGGUGCAGUACGUGGAAGGGGGCGACGCCAGUUACACAGCGAGCACCAUACGUUCCAGCACUUACCCGUACACAGAGACCCCUCUCUAUACGCAGAACACAGGAGCUAAUUAUUAUGAAUCGCAAGCUACCCCGGCGCAGGUCACCACUCCUGCAACCUCCCAGACUGUGGCCAGCACUGGAUCUGUCCCUAUGUACGUCUCUGGAGGGCAGAUCAUAGCCAAUCCAAGCGGAGGAGGCGGCGGAGGCAGCGGAGGAGGUGGUGGUGGUGGAACGGGAACCUAUGUGAUUCAGGGAGGAUACAUGUUAGGAAGCUCCAGUCAGUCUUACUCCCAUACCACACGUGCCUCUCCAGCAACCGUCCAGUGGCUGCUGGAUAACUACGAGACGGCCGAGGGCGUGAGCCUGCCGCGCAGCACCCUCUACUGCCAUUACCUGCUGCACUGCCAGGAGCAGAAACUGGAGCCAGUAAACGCAGCGUCUUUUGGCAAGCUGAUCCGAUCCGUGUUCAUGGGACUCCGCACCCGCAGGCUUGGCACACGAGGCAACUCCAAGUACCACUACUACGGCCUUCGCAUCAAAGCCAACUCACCACUGCUGCGCCUGAUGGAGGAUCAGCAGCACCUGGCCAUGAGGCAGCAGCCGUUCUCCCAGAAGCAAAGACUCAAGCCCAUUCAGAAGAUGGAGGGGAUGACCAACGGGGCGGCGGUGGGCCAGCAGCCGGGCUCCGGGCUGUCUGACAUCAGUGCUCAAGUGCAGCAAUAUCAGCAGUUCCUGGAUGCGUCACGGACCCUCUCCGAGUUCUCCGAAAUAGACCUACAAGGGAAACCUCUGCCCGAUGGCAUUGGGGCAGAGGAUGUGAAGGCCUUCCAGCUGCUCUACCGAGAGCAUUGUGAGGCCAUCGUGGACGUGAUGAUAAACCUGCAGUUCACUCUGGUGGAGACCUUGUGGAAGACUUUCUGGAGGUACAACUUGAAUCAGCCCAGCGAAGCCACCCCCAUAGCAGUUCACGAUGAAGCAGAGAAGCGUCUCCCAAAGAACUGCCUGGUGAUACUGUCUAAAUACGAACCUGUCCUGAAAUGGACAAAGGACUGUGACAACAUGCUGUACCAGGGGCUGGUGGAGAUCCUCAUCCCCGAUGUUCUCCGGCCCAUUCCCAGUGCCUUGACGCAAGCGAUCCGAAAUUUCGCAAAGAGUUUGGAAAGCUGGUUAACCAACGCAAUGAUGAAUAUUCCUGAAGAGAUGGUCCGAGUGAAGGUGGCAGCAGCAAGUGCCUUUGCCCAGACUCUGCGGCGAUACACCUCCCUGAACCACCUCGCCCAGGCCGCCCGGGCCGUAUUACAGAAUACGGCCCAGAUCAACCAGAUGCUGAGCGACCUCAACCGGGUAGACUUUGCAAACGUCCAGGAGCAGGCCUCAUGGGUAUGCCGCUGUGAGGAUCGCGUGGUGCAGCGCCUGGAGCAGGAUUUCAAGCUGACCCUGCAGCAGCAGAACUCCCUGGAGCAGUGGGCGGUGUGGCUGGACGGGGUGGUCACCCAGGUCCUCAAGCCCCACCAGGGCAGCUCCAGCUUCCCCAAGGCCGCCAAGCUUUUCCUCCUCAAGUGGUCCUUCUACAGCUCCAUGGUAAUCCGGGAUCUGACCCUGAGGAGCGCCGCCAGCUUCGGCUCCUUCCAUCUCAUCCGGCUCCUCUACGACGAGUACAUGUACUACCUGAUAGAGCACCGAGUGGCCCAGGCCAAGGGAGAGACCCCCAUCGCUGUCAUGGGAGAGUUUGCUAACCUGACGAGCUCCUUGAAUUCUCUGGACGCAGACAAAGAUGAGGAGGAGGAGGAAGAGGAGGAGAGCGACGACGAGAUGCAGCAGGAGAUUUCCCUCAACUCCAAUGACUCCACCAGCCUGACAGCUGAGCCCCUGGAACCCCCCUCCAAGCUCUCACGGACGGACUCCAGGGGGAUCUUUGUGCAAGCCCUGCCUUCCAGCUAGAGGCCAGAGAGACGCCUGCGUGGGCCUGGAGUCAGAACCACCCAGCCAGAGCCGAGUCCUGUGUCCAGUUCCUCCCGGCUGCUGCCUAGUGAUAAAGAUGAGCUAUUCCUUGUCUCCGAGUGGUAUGCAAAGCGCUUUCAUUUCCGCCCCCGGCCCUGCUGCCCCCGCUGAGCCCGGGCUCACCCCACUCCCCAGCGUGGGUGCUUUGUGGGCUGCGGAAGGCUUGUGCAGUGAGAGUGCCCCGUUAUGGGGGAGGCGAAGCAAGAUGCCAUUUAACACCACUACACCCCUCGCCCCUGCUCCGACCCCCUGGGCUGGGUGGCUCCUGCAGGGCUGCUGUCCUAGCAUGUGGGGGAGCAGCUCCCUCCCCAGCUGGGCACAGGGCUGCUAGCCUCCAGCUUCGCUGCUUUUUACUUUCCCAAGAUGCAGCUUCUGCCCUUUCCGAGAUCUGGCAGAGAGCAUCACGGGACUUCUGAACAGGAGGCAAGUACCUGUCUCCAGCCCUCAAACCUGCCAGCCCCUCCUAGCUGUCAGAGCCGCGGUCCAGCGGGACGAUUCACUUGGACUCUCACCCAGGCAGUGAUUGAACCAGCCCCCUGUCUGCACGGGCCCAGGCUGUCCCCAUGGGAAGGCACCAAGCCAAGCACAGAAGCCUCCCGCCGGCAAACUCCUUGCACAGCCAGUCUGGCUCCCAGCUUCCCCCCCGCCAGGGCAGGUACGGCAAGCCAGUGCCAGUGGGCAGGGCUGCAGCUCCACGAGAGCACGGGUAGUGUCCUUUAGAGGCUUUUCCUGGGCCCAGCAGGGAGGAGAGCUGCACAAUCAAAGGGCCGCAUCCCCUCAUUUUUAGUGGCUAAGGGACUCGUGCAGGGGAGCCCCCAGCGGGACUUGUGGGGGCUGGCCAUGCUAGCCCCUGGCGCACAUCACAGGUCAUUUAUGACUCCCAUUGGCAAGGGCACAGUGGCCAGCUCUGUGUCAUCAGCAUGCUCAGUGCCCCGGGGAAGGCUCCAGGGCCCAGCCCCUUCACUACCUGCACGGCUCAGCGCUGCCCUCUCCCACCCGCCGGCCUGCCUGCACGGGGCUGAAAUCAGGAGUUCCGGGUCAGCUCCUGCUCUGUGCAGCCUCAAGGGGCGCUCGCCGUACAGGGGAUGUGCAGCAGAACCCACGUGCCUUAGGGAAUAUGCAUUUGUUGUGCCAGACGCUUCAGCUGCCAGAGCAGCCCCGGCCAGGAGGCUCCUUAGAGAAUAGGCAGAGGCGGGGGAGACGGAUGGGGGCUGAGCGGAUAUUUCUCCUCUCAGCCGCAGUGGGGGAUUACGGCACAGAGCCCAUGGAACUGGCAAAGCCACGGCCAGAAAACCAGCAGCGUCUCUUAGUGGGCGAGAGCAGGAGCCGUGGCAAAGCUGCCCUGGCAGUGAUCUGAGUCUGUCACAGCCCCUUGGGGAGUUACGUUCCCCCCCCACCCCGCACAAUCCCUCACGGCUUCGUUCUUCCCCUCCUUCCCCCUCCCGCACAUCACGCUGCCGUUUGGUCCUGCUGGUUCCAGGAAGGGGGGUGAGGAAUCUCCCUCCCCCCGGCCUAUUUCAUUCCUGGUCUUGGAUCCUUUCUCUCUUGUGUAUUUUAUCCCCUUUUGGGGCUGGGAGCUCAGCCCUCAACAUUUCCACCCUCGCACAGAAGCUGUUCUCCCAGCGGCUCUGCUUAAACCCUCCCUGGUCGACCCAGUGAGCUUUGGCUGCUCGUGCUAACAGCUGUCGAAGAUCCAGGCUGUCUGGGGCUCCUGCUCUUGGUGUCGUCCCAGCCAGCAGGCAGGUCCUGGAGGAACAGGAGACUCCAGAGAGCAGAGCUGUUUCACAGGCAGGUCUUCACUCCCAGAGCCUCUGGCUACGUGCGUUCGUUCCGGGACAGCAGCUUUGGCUGCAGUGCAGCCCCAGUGCUCGUGCCCUGUCUGCCCUCUGCCCACGGUCCUGGCUCUUUAGAUCAUCCCACAAAGGGGCUGGGUCUCUGCUUCACGCUCCAGCGGCUAUGAGACACAGAGACCUUCUCCCCUGGCCCUCCCCACAGGGAUCCCCAGGCUCCUGGCCUGCAUGUGCCAGGCAGGGCAGAGCGAUGGCCAGCCCUAGGGAGGGGGCUACUCGGCCAUAUGGCACGCAGCUCCCGGCUCUGCCGCGUGUGCAGGCUGUGUUAUGGGCCCCUGCUGCUGGUGCUGUUGGCGCUGCCUGGCUGGCAGCUGGCACAUUGCAGCUGCCAACUCCCAAUGCUUGGCCAGUGCUCCCAGUGAGACAUACUGGGGGCUUCUUAGCAUCUCCUCCCCAGCACCCCCUUGCGCACAUCCCAGAAGGACGCUCUGCUCUUCGGUCAGGCAGCCGGCCGGCCUUUCCUCUUCCCCUUUCUGCUGGGGGACAGACCUAGGCUAGCAGCUGAGGGGCAGCCCGCUGUGCUGACAGCAAGCCCCAGGGGCAGCUGGGGCGCUGAUCUCCGCUCAGGCGAUAGGACCAGGGGCUCAGGCAAGAGCAGUGCAGUAAAGAAGGGAGGGUUCUGAGCAGCAUUGCAGGACCGAGGGGGCAGGUUAGAAUGUCUAAACCCCCACACUGGGGGCUUCCUGGCAAUCAUAUUCAGCCCCAGAUCUUGACUUACCCCCUGACAUCUCCCCCCAAGAUGGUAAGAUGACCUCUGACCUCAGGCGGCUGGAGGGUCAGAAUAAGAGCCCUGGAGUCAUGCUGUGGGGUUAGAGCUCAGCUGCUCUCUGCCAGGGAGGCUCUGGCUAUGGAUUCCCGCAGCCCCAGCCCCAGCGGGCAGGGCUCAGCCCGGCAGCACAGAGCCAGCAGCUCAAGCAGCAGGCACAGCACAGAGUUCCUGCUGCUCCCCUUAUUCAUUCCCACUGUGGCUCUGCUAAUCUCCCUCGGGGACAGGGCAUUGCUCCCCUGAGGUCCAGGAGAGCUGUGGCAGGCUGGGGACCCGCCUGCAAGCCCCUGGCCCUCACUGCCAAAGCCGACAGGGCAAAGGGUGAGUGAAUCCGGACAGGGCAUCAGGUCUCAGCCGGUUAGUCUGGCGUGAGGCAUGAGCUGGGUGCAGCGCCCCAGCAAUCAGCAGCGUUUCCCCUCGGCCGUUCUCCAGCGGGCAGGGGGCUUUAGCUGCUGGGGAGGAUAGAACUGUCCCUCGCUUUCCACCUGCCAGUCAGCGGGAGGGGCCGUGUUCUGGGGAACACUGUCCUACACCCCCACUCCAGGCCCCUCACCCUGCUGCCUCCUGGCUCCCAGGAGUCCAACCCUCCACACCCUUUCCUGAGAUUGCACAGACCUGCACGGCUCGGAGCACGACAGGCCUGGCUAGCUGGGUGCAGCUGGCUUUGUAUUUCACCAACUCCCAUUGCAGCCAGUUCUCUGCCCUCGUCCCCGCCCCAGGCCCAGGCUCUGGGCUCCCCUGCAGGGCAGGUGGCGCCUUUCAGCCCUGUAACAGGAGCCCACUCCUCGUUCAAGUGCAAUUCCAGCUGGGUGCUGCACAGGCUGUUCCAUAGGAGUCUCCACCCCCCAAGGACCCGCCCCGGGGGCCCAAGACCCAGCACCUUCCCUGCCUGCUGGAGCUGCUGAGUGUGCUCGAUGUCUCCGAGGCAAGGCCCUGCCCAGGUGCCAGGCCCCCCCACCCAGGUUGAACCCCCCGCAGGGAACUGCCCCAGGCUGUAGCUCGCAGGGGAUAUGGCAAGGCCCAUUCACGCCCCCUCGUGGAGAGAAUCAGGAGAACUGCAGUCAUUGCCCAGUCCCCCAGCCCAGCCAUGGACCCUAAGCUGUCCUUGCAAAGGGUCCUUGCUUUGCAAACACUUUGUUGCUGUUUGUGUCUUCGACAGCUUCCCCCUCAGCUAGCAAAGUGCCCCCGUGUUUCCCACUGCAAACCCCGCAGAGGUGACUCCACCCUCCCACUGUGAAAACGGCUAAGGUCACCACAGAGCUCUCAUGCCCACCUGGGACACUGACUGCCACAUGCCAGAGCUCAGAGCCCCUGAGAGCUUGGGGCCAGCGAAAAUGUAUUUCAUACCCCAGCUCUGGCACCCCUGGUCCAGCAGAGGGCAGCAGCCCCCCAAAACAUCAAGAAAUAGGUAGUUUCACUGUUAGCUUCCAGCUGAGGCGUUAGGACAGUUCGAGGGUAGCUGCGCCCACCCCCUACAAACCUCUGCAGUUGAGCUCCCACCCUGGCUUUGGUUUAGAAAUGUUAAAAUCCCGUUGCCAUUCAGACUUGUGGCAUGACCCCCCCCUCCCCCCAAAAAGCUACCUGUGCUCUCCCCCACCCCCCAAGCAGGAUGGCCAGAGACACAAUCUUACCUUUCUUUUGAGUUGCUGCCUUAUAAAAUACCCUCUGCCCAACCCAUGGGAGAUGCCCUCCGCUCGGGUAGCUUCUGCUCUGGCUGGGAGACAACUGAGCACAAGGACAGUCAGUGGGUGGGUCUGGGAGCUUGCUUAUCCCCCGGCUUUGCUCUGAGAGACAGAGCAAAAUGCUCCUUGGUGUCCCGCCUCUCCGCUAGUAACCAAGAGCCCAGCAGUCAGGUUCGGCUACUCUCCGCGCGCCAGAAACCAAGCUCGACUCGACCGGUUUGUAACUGAACAUUAGAUAUUCUAGUUUUAAAGAGGAAAAGAAAUCUGUGCUUUUGUAUGUAAUGACUAAUCCUUACUCUAUAAACCACUUCAACAUUGUGAGAUUGGUGAAGCUAUAAAUUACUUGAUAUUUUUGGGUUUUUUCAACCAUCAUGGCCUUAUUUGUUCACUUUUUCCAGUGGUUUAAACCUGUGAGAUAGAUGUUUAUUGAAAAAUCUACAUAUUGUAUAAAAUAUAUAUUUUGUGUCAAUCUUCUGUGCAGCAGCAGCAGCGGCUGUGGGCUGCGCUGCAGCCUUCACGUGGAGUGUGAAGAGCUUUUGUAGGUGUCCGGCCCAGGAGAUGGGCAGUGCCUGUGAUGGGAUGAUGUAGACGUGUGUAGUCUAGAGUGCAAACGCUGUUUUCUACCUUUUGUAGUUCUUUCUUAAGAGAAAUAAAUUCAGCCGUGUUCUUUGC